CUUCAUGUACAAUCUUUGCAUGCAGAUGAAAGAUGCCCGACAACAGUAUCUUGCAUGGAUGUAUUGCAAAAGCCAGAGUUAAGUAGGAUGAAACUCUGCAUUAUUUUGCUGGCUGUUGCAGUCAGUGCGGAAGAAAUCCAAAAACAGAACAGUUGCAUUGAAGGGUUUCCAGGAAUGCCUGGAAGCCCUGGACACAAUGGUUUGCCUGGACGGGAUGGCCGAGAUGGAACAAAAGGAGAAAAGGGAGACCCAGGUGAGGCAGGACACCCAGGAAAACCAGGCAAAGAUGGUAUAAAUGGAGAAAGGGGAGAACCAGGAGCUGAUGGCCGAGUUGAAGAGAAGGGGAACAAAGGAGACAAAGGGGAAAGAGGCUGGCCUGGGAAAUUUGGACCCAAAGGGAUUCCUGGACCUGUGGGUGAUAAAGGUCAAAAGGGUGAGCUAGGGCUACAAGGACGGAAGGGGAUAAAAGGUGAUGUUGGCCCCAUUGGCCCUGAAGGACUUAAAGGAGAAAUUGGAGCCCAAGGAGAAAUAGGUCUGCAGGGUCCUAUUGGAUCCAUGGGCCAUACUGGUCCUAAAGGAGAAGUUGGAGGCCCAGGACCAAAAGGCAAUAAAGGAAUCCAAGGUGAAAAGGGCUGGAAAGGGGACAGAGGAGAGAAAGGGGACCUUGGUGGAAUCCCAGUGAUCCCAAGAAGUGCCUUCAGUGUCGGUCUCACUGUUGCCACCAAGCUCCCCCCUUGCAAUAUUCCCAUUAGAUUUGACAAAGUGAUGUAUAAUGGCUUGAAUCAUUAUAACACAGCCACUGGGAAAUUCACCUGUGUGGUCGCCGGUGUCUAUUAUUUCACCUACCACAUCACAGUUUAUUCAAGGAAUGUUAGAGUUGCUCUGAUUAAAAAUGGGAUCAAGGUGCUCCACACAGUAGACAGAUACCAGGGGGCUGAAGACCAGGCCUCAGGAGGAACCAUCUUGGAGCUCCAGCCAGGUGAUCAGGUGUGGUUGCAGGCCCAUGGAGGCGAGACUUACAAUGGGUUGUAUGCAGACCCAGAUGAUGACACAACCUUCAGUGGCUUCCUUUUGUUUAGUACUGCUUCUACGGAGAUGCCAGAACCUAUUCCACUCAUAAGAACAUGAGGUUAUGCAACAACGUAAUGUCAAUUUCAUAUGCACUUUCCUGUUGUUUAAUUGUCAUUAGUGGGAACAUCAAGAUUAGUAUGGAAACAAACUCCACAACAACAUAUUCACAAAUCUCUGCCAAUCACAGAUGGUGUGCUGCUAAACAAUUCCUGUUUGUGUUAUUCCCAGCAUUUGCUUUACUAUUUUUCAUGCAUAAAAUUGAAACAGAAACCAGCUAGCCCAUCAUUUUUUAUGCAAACUUCUGUUUGUAGUAUCUCAUGUAAUCCUUUGUAAGCAUUGUCUAACACAAGGACGAGGAUUUUUUCUCACCCUGGGAUACUUGGAAUAAAAAGAAAGAAACGAGCAGACUAAUUGAGCACACCUAGGCCAAUACCAACUUCUGGGGGUGAUGGUGGAAUUCUCUUGAAGUUAUGACUGAUCUCCAGACUACAGAGAAAAGUUUCCCUGGAGGAAAUGGCAGCUUGGACAGUGCCUCCAUGGCCACAGAGCUCCCUCCCCUCUCCAUACUCUGCCCUCCCCAGGCACCACUCCAAUGUCCAGGAAUUUCUCAAGCUAGAAUUGACAGCUUUAAGAACAGCCUUUGAAUCUGGGCAUGGAUUCAAGCACAAAAUCUACUUUUGUAUAUCCAAGAGCAAUUAUGAUUGCAAAAGUUUGUUUUCUUUUUGCUAGAGGUCACAACAGGACCUAGGUUCAUCCUAUCUUCCCCCUUUGAUUUGAAUCUAAAAGCUGGUGAGGUUAUCUUAUUGUUAGGUUGUCCAUUCUGGACAGGAAAAACAGUAGUGGCCAUGGAGAUCUUUCUAUAGGCCUCACACAAAGGGUGGAAAGUUAAGAAUGGCUUGAGAAGCUAGUGGUGAUUUUCAAAUCAGUCAUUAAUUAUUCAUCUUGACAGCAGCAUUUGGCCAAGGCCUAACACACUUAUAACAUCAACAACAUUCGAUUUAUAUACUGCCCUUCAGGACAACUUAAUGCCACACUCUGAGCUGUUUACAAAUUGUGUUACUAUUAUUCUCACGACAAUCACUCUGUGAGGUGGGUGGAGCUGAGAGAGCUUUAAGAGAGCUGUGACUGACCCAAGGUCACCCAACUGGCUUCAAGCAGAAGAGUGGGGAAAUCAAAUCUGGUUCUCCAGAUUAAAGUCCUGCUGCUCUUAACCACUACACCAAACUGGCAAACUUGUUGGAACAUGGUGCCUGCGUCUCUUAAAGUCUGAUCUUAAACAUCUUUACUUGUAAGCAUUGAGUUCAAUAGACUUACUUUGUAAUAAGGGUGCUUAGAUUUAUAUCCCUAGUCUACAUUAUUAUUGCCAGGAAGCAUAAUGGUAAAUUCUUUGUACUAUUAAUUCUCUUGCGGUAGUAGAAGAUGUUGCUGCAGCUUUGCUGCCUCAUCUGGUUACUUGUUAGGUUCUGUUGCUCAUGCCCUCCCCUGCCUGCUGUGGAAUAAGAUACAAAACUCACUUGAUUUAGCAGGUGUGGGAUAAGCGUGGAUGACAGAGCCCAGCCAUUAGUUAGUAGGAAAAAGAAGAAAGGUAAAGAUAGCUUUCCGUAUUGCCAAUUGGCAAUAGCAGUCCUGGGUGUAGAAAAUGAGACUCAAGUUCUGUGCAGAAAGUUAAUUGCAAGAACUCUUGGUUAUAUGGCAAUUAUAGGUACACAGUAAACAUAUCCUGAUGACUGGGAUUGUGAGGACCACUCUCUGAGUGCUUCUAUAUCUUUAAGAGUUGACAAGGAAACAUUUUAUUAUUAAUAGACUGCUGUAAUGAUAGCAGAAACAGCACUGGAUGGAAUUUUGCCUACAGUAUAUCUUUUAAUGGUGCAGCUCUCAGAGGCUAUCACAGUUGUGUAUUCAGGUAUCUCCAUGCUCAGUUCCUGAGAAAUCAAGCAUACAAAGGCUUUCAGGGGUCCAUGUCAAUAUAAAAUUAAUUGGGAUUUUUGUUGCUCCUUCCAACAUCUGGGAUGAAAUCAUCAUCCAGAUUUUAUGAAUUUGGCACAGUAAAACAGAACAGGAUUUAAAAUAAAAGGCCAUGUGGUUUCAUUCAUGUUGGAAAAUGUUAACAGGUGCAAAACCAAGUAUAGAUUAACUGUACGCUGGAAGGAAGAAACAGGUGCAAAACAAAACUUUCAGUUGAAAUAUUAUCUUCCAACUCAUACAGUGAAGGCUGUUCAUUUUAUUUUUAAUGUGACAUUUUUAAUAUUUAUGAUUCUACGAGACUUAAACUAUGGGGGAAAAGUGUUCAUUAAUAAAUUAUUUUUCCAGUUGUUUUCUGAUUGACAUACAAUAAAACAGCAUUCAAAUAUUGGUAAGGGAGGGAGCAAAGGAAGCAUCGCAUAUUAUGAUGCAUUCUCAUUCAUUUUCUAAUUUGCAUUAAUGGUAUUAUGUAAAAAAAUCAACAUGGUCUAAUGUUCUAAUGCAACAUGCUAAUGUUCUAAGAUACUGAAAAUCUGCUGCAGAAGAUUAAAACUGAUGAGUGAGCUUCUCUAAUGGAGACACGGGAGAGGCAGGUAAAGGCAAAGCAAGAUUAAUUUAUUUAGUAGACUGAUGCACCUCGAUAGCACAAUCGUAUUGUGCUUAAGAGUGCACCAGCUACUGGAACAUGAAAACAGCUCAAGUUUGUUUUUUUCUAAAAUAGAUGCUUUUAUUAUUACAUUCAGCCUUUUCCUUCUGUACUUCAUUAUACGGUAUAAAACAUUUAAAUACUGAGAAGUAAAAUUUCCAUGGGAAAGUGCAUUGAAAACAACUAGCAAUUUAAAAGGAUUUUUGAAUAAGAUAAAAUUAUAGGUUUCUGGACCAAUGUAGAUUGGUGCCAGGUAUGUGUGCCAACUAUUGGGGUGCACUGAAUAUUUCAUAAUACACUCACACACCUCUAUUCAAGUUAAUAUAACUGUGCAUAGGGUGAUGAAAGAGUGUAAUGUUUUGCUCAGCAUUUCUCUUAACACCGGUAUGUGGGUCACUUAAUGAAAUGGAUUGAUAGCAGAAUUAUGAGACAAAAGAAUUUUUUUUUUCAUGCAAUAUGUAAUUGACUCAUGGAAUUCACUCCCACAGAAUGUGGUUAUGGCAUCUGACUUUAAAAGGGAAUUAGAACCAAUUAAUGGGGUAUUGCCAUGUUGAAGGAGAUAUGUUACUCUGAAUGACAGUUGCAAUAGGGCAGAUGGGGAGAAUAUUUCCUUCAUGUUUUUACUGUGGGCUUCCUGGCCACUGUAGUAAAGAGAGGGCAGAACCCCUCCCACCUUAGGCUGGAGAAAGUUAGGUGGCUCUUUCCUUGGAGAAAGGCUUUCAACUUUUGUUGGUAGAGUGGUAGGUUACAGGUCAGGGUAUUGAAACAGACAAAUCUUGUGUCUCAUAUUUCUUGAGACAGUAGAACAAAACACAUGCUGGGGAUUCAGUUUCUGAUGUUAAACAUCCGUAAAUGCAGUGCUUUUUUCCUUAAAAAAUGUUUAGGGGUACUCUCAGUUUGACUCAAGAAAAUCAGCAUUUUAUAGUUCAAAUCGGGAAAAAUAAAUGCAGUCAAUGGACAAAAUUACCAAGAACAUGCUCACUCUUCACGUGGUCAACAGAAGAUGGGGCCGUGUGUCCACUCUCCAAGUGGUCUACAGCAGAUGCUGUAUCACACAACACUGUUGUCGCAUCUUUUGUUUUUACAGAGUCAUUAUUCACUUUACACUUCUUUGCUGGCUGUGAUGAUGUAAAAUAGUAAUUUUACUACUCAUAUUGAAAUACUGCCACUCAAUGAGGUUAUAGGCCAAACUUUCAUCAGUAAAACACCAGACCACUUCACAGAUUAAACACUCGCUUCCAUUGGAGACUCAGGAAACACCAUGAAAGGAAAUGACAUCAGAAGACAGUUGGUGAUGAGAAUUAUGGGUAUUGCUAACCAAGCCCCUCUAAAGUGACAUGUGCGCACAAUCAAAGAGUUUCGGUACAGACAAACUCUUUGCACUCUUUGCGCAAAACGUACACAAAUUGGUCUCCGCCAUCGGGGGGUAGCAACAAGACGGACCAAUCACCGUACUAGAUUCCAACUACCAGAGCUCCAAGUGGCUUAGAGAAGACUUGUUUGUAUUUGUCUGCACCCUAACGAUCACCGAUUAUGCCAGCAAUCUCAGUGGCAUGUUCGAUGCUCAAAGACGUUCCAUUUUUUGUAAGACGAACAGCGCUCCUAGUGAGUUUAAAUAUAACUAAACAUCUUUGUUGCCAACACAUGCUACAUAAAACUUAACAAAUCACAUAAAUAUCCAUAAUACGUUUGGAGUUGGUUUAGCGGGAAUUCCAACAUUAAAUU
Messenger RNA from Eublepharis macularius, 5404 nucleotides. Its product is annotated as complement C1q and tumor necrosis factor-related protein 9A-like. The transcript has 4 exons. Lineage: Eukaryota; Metazoa; Chordata; Lepidosauria; Squamata; Eublepharidae. Bases 55 to 1128 code for a protein of 357 amino acids. The record is from RefSeq and is a predicted model, not a curated record. Gene Ontology annotation, molecular function: protein binding.